Molecule: messenger RNA, 3225 nt
Organism: Cyclocybe aegerita
Lineage: Eukaryota; Fungi; Basidiomycota; Agaricomycetes; Agaricales; Hemipholiotaceae
Source: the annotation of a GenBank genome assembly
AUGGCUGCAACUGCACCCCCAGCCUACAACGCACGCUCGAUGAAGCCUCCUCUCUACACGAUACCCACCCAGUUUGCCAUAGGACCCUCGCAAACGACCGCGCCGUUGGUCAAUAUCCAGGAGAUCAAAGGACACCUUUUUCUCCUCAACGCAUUCGCGGAGCUGAAAAAGCGCAGUCUGAUUGCUACGGUGCCAAACGAACCCCUUCCUGAAGGUCGCAGAUGGGAGUUAUUUGUUGCGUUGGCUGUUGAACGAUUUGAUACCUGGUGCCGCAGACUGAGACCCGAGGAUUCUGAAAAGGGUCCAGAUAUUGUUCUACCGCCCUUGGACAUCCUCAUGGUAUGGCACGCGUAUAUGUUGAACCCGCGCUGGUAUGCAGAGGAUUGUCUCGUGAAACCCGGCUGCAAGGUAUUGAAGGAAUUUGAACGUCACUUCACAAACGGCUUGAGAGGACAAUUCCAAAUUUUGCUUUCAGGACCUCCGUCCAAAGGUCGUCUCGAUUUCUGGGUCUCUCGAACGUCUCUCGAAUUUGACUUCGUCGACCACAUGAGCUCCGUGACGGCAAACUUGAAGCGAAUUGCUUGUCCUCUUUGUGGAUGUUCUGUCAAAGUCGAGCUUCUGAAUGGACCCGGCACCGGGUAUCUACAGCAGAAUUUUGCGGUGGCUUGCCCCAAGGGCUGCGGUAUUACCCAUAUAACAAAAGAAGUAAUGGCUCUUCGGAAGAUAGCAGACGACCUCGCAGCCAUUCCGCCGGCAUCGCUUCCUGGAACAAUAUUCAACCCUUUGUCAAGCUUUGAUCCUGUGGCUGCGAAGAAGAUCAAAGACACAUUUGUAGCCAAUGCCAAACCCUUCAGGCUGGUGAAGGACUACAAAUACGGGACUCCUGCCUAUGUUAAAGAACUGUCGGACUCCAUCAUGAGAUAUACCAACUUUUCAAUGUCCCAGCUUGUGAAGGCUAUGGGACCACCUUCGCAGUUACACUCUAAGAUCCUGAGUGCUUACAAUGAUGGCAAGAUAUAUUCAGUCGAGCUUGUGGGAGCGGUGUUGAGACAAGGAUCGUUCGUCCAGAAGAUGUACAAUCUCGGAUGGACCAAACCUGGUUUCUUCGACAAACCAGACGACGAGCUGGCCCUCCAGCAUGCUUUGGCCCGGUAUCACGCGUUCCUCGACCUGAUGACAUCCUCUCUGGCGUCCUUCUUCGUGCCAACUCUCGAUAUCGACCUCGUCUGGCACACACACCAGCUCAUGCCCUCCAAGUACGAGACCGACUGCAUAGCCUACGUGAGGCGGUUCGUCGACCACGACGACAAAAUCGAGGAGCUUCGACUCUCCUCCGCCUUCAAGAUCACCUGCCAAGCAUGGAAGGAUCGCUUCGGCAUGCCUUACAUGCAUAGAGGCCCCCCCGCUCCCGGUACCAGCGAAAGCAUCGGCAGGUACCUCUCACAGCUGGUGGGCAUGUAUGCGCCAGCCACGCAGGCACCGUCCCGCCUCCUUCGUGAUGAUCGCACAGACCUACGAAGUGCGACACGCCCGCGCAACCAUAACACCGCCCGCUUUAUGCCAAAGAGCGGGACUCACAAGACGGUGAAAGGGCUGGACAAGAAACUGGGGAAGAAGAAAGAGAAAGAGGAUAAAAAUGUGCCAAAGAUGGUCCUGAAUCAGGAGGGCUGGGCACUACAUGGACCACCCCUCCCUCGCACCCGGAACAAAAAUUCCGAUGAUGCCUCGGAUGACACGAAUGACAAGAACAGCUUCUCCUGGUACGGCGCAGCGUUCUUGGUUCCAGUACCCAUCUCUUUCGCAGCAGAGGCAAUGAGUGGAUGUGAGGCUGAUAGUGGAAUGCAUUGGACCGGCGCUGGAGGCGGCAAUGGUGGCUGUGGUGAAGGCAGCGGAGGCAGCGCUGGAGGUGGUGGUGGCAGCGGUGAUAGCGUGGCCAUGUCACACAACAGGACGGACUCCAAGGAAUCCAAUGUCUCACUUUCCACCCUCGAUAGCUAUAGUACUACGGCCUCUGAGUUGCAGAUCUUCACCGAUCUCAGUGCGGACAUCGACAGGUCGACCCUCUCUGAUGCCGAUGUGAUUGCUCAGACCAAGAAAGCGAAGGAUAUCAUCAAGAAACUCGAAGGGACCACAGCCAACAUUUUCAAGCCCUCGGCAACUGCAGCAUCAUUGCCACUUCAUCAAGUUCUACAGGCAAUGCUCACCUGCGCCGAGGACAUCAAGAUGCCACCCCAGAGUUCUGCUACUUCCCGCUCCGAUGGCAAAGCCGAUUUUCCGCAACAUCGAGGGCUGGUAUAUGUGAUUAAAGCAAUUCUUACGUGCGCCGAACGGGCUGAAGAGGGUGAUCGUGGCGGUCCCUUGCGACGUGAAGAACUGGUUAAGAACCUUCGAGCUCUCGCAGUCGCUUGGGUCACCCACUUCCUCUUCCCAUUCAAAGCCGGUCCGAGAACCUACGCACAACAAGCAUCUGAAAUUUUUUCUGAUAUCGCCACCCCAACGUAUGAAAGGACGGCGGACGAUAUGCCGACUAGAUCCAUUGGACGUAGGACUUUAGACACGGAUACCGUGCUCCGUCGUGACGGUUAUACGUGUGUGAUCACGGGUAUAGUAGACAGCCGUCGUCCUGUGGAUCCAGGUGUUACUAGAUUGGAGGUAGCUCAUGUAUUGCGGAGAGCUGUAGGUGGGCAAAGUCACCGUGAGACAGAUCCUAGUUUCAGACCGGCCGCUGCUACGUUCGAUAUACUACGAAACUAUACUCGCCUUCCCGAUGACUACCUCCGGAACCUGGAGGAUCACAUUGAUCAUCCUUCAAAUGCAAUCACCCUUGAACCCAAUACACAUACCCUCUUUGAUCAAUACCAGAUACGUCUGCUCCCAACAGCUACUGAACACACAUACGCACUCGACUGGUUUGACAAGUCACGGGUCGCCGAUUUUCUUUUUGGUCUCCGCAAAUUGGGAGGCCGCAACUUGGCAGAUCCAGUUGUUUUCAGGAACCAUGCUCCCGCCUACAACAUGCCCGACCCGAUUUUCAUCGGGAUUCACGCCACCGUGGCAGGUGUUCUUAAUAUGUCUGGCGCAGCCGAAUUCAUCGACGACUUAAUUGACAAGCACCCGCCGUCUGGGAGCAGUGAACCUGCUAGCAGCUGGAGUGACAUGGAGGACUUGAUGUCGCUCCAUGAAAUUGUUACUGAAUUCCCAAGGAUGGGUUUAGUGAAGAGCUAA